Messenger RNA from Mycena indigotica, 729 nucleotides. RefSeq names its product Ubiquitin-conjugating enzyme E2-24 kDa. Gene Ontology annotation, molecular function: ubiquitin conjugating enzyme activity; protein binding. NCBI's taxonomy places the organism in Eukaryota, Fungi, Basidiomycota, Agaricomycetes, Agaricales, Mycenaceae. The transcript is spliced from 4 exons. Gene Ontology annotation, biological process: proteasome-mediated ubiquitin-dependent protein catabolic process; protein polyubiquitination. The record is from RefSeq and is a predicted model, not a curated record. The coding region runs from base 58 to 729 and encodes 223 amino acids. Gene Ontology annotation, cellular component: nucleus.
GCCGUCCCCCAUCUCCAGCCACACACACGCCAUCCUUUCGCAAGGUCUGCUAGGACUAUGGACGCCCGACUGCGGAGAGUAAACAAGGAGAUCGCCGACUGCAAGAACGACAAGACGUCAAAUAUCACCAUCGACCUCAUCGACGACUCGCCUUUCCAUCUCCGCGGGUCGUUCCCGGGCCCAGAGGACACGCCCUACCAAGGGGGCCUCUUUCAAGUCGAUAUUGUCAUCCCUGACUCGUACCCAUUCCAGCCAGUAAAGAUGAAGUUCAUCACGAAAGUCUACCAUCCUAAUGUGUCGUCCGCAUCGGGGGCAAUCUGCCUCGACAUCCUCAAAGACGCGUGGUCGCCCGUGCUUACCCUCAAAUCGACACUCAUCUCGCUGCAAAGUUUGCUCUGCUCACCCGAGCCGAGCGACCCCCAGGAUGCAGAAGUCGCAAAGCACUACACUACAAGUCGGCGGAGCUUUGAGGAAACCGCACGGUAUUGGACCAAGUCGUAUGCUAUGCCAAACGGAGGGGCACCGGAAGGAGCAGGAGCCUCGAAGGCGGGGGCUGCUCCCAGGGACGAGGUGGCGAUUGCGGGGCUUGAGAAAGCACAUGUCGACCAAUUUGAGGCUCUGGGUUUCCCUCGCGCCAAAGUGAUCGACGUUCUCCGCAGACUGAACUACCGCGGAGCCAAUGUCGCAAAGAUACAGGACGACCGUAUUGUGGAGGAGUUGUUAAAAUAG